CGACUCGCGGCUUCUGUAUGCAGGAGCGACAGAGACAGUCAGCUGAUCGUCGUUGCAUCUCGGGUGGGAGCGAUGCCGCGUGCGAGGGCUUAAAUAGCACCGGCCUGGCUCGAGCAUAUCAGUAACGGGCGACGACUCCUGCCUGCGGGUUUCGGUCGCCAGCAGCUCCUCCCACGCAUUAAAUACACUCUUAUAUAUGUACAGGUUAUACUUUAUCUAAAUCUUCGCUGAUAAUAUACUUAUCCACCGAGUGAAGCAACAAAAAUAAAAAAAAAAGUUAUUCAACUCACCGCGAAGACGCACGCGUGAAGCGAGAGAUAAAAAGAAAAUACAAAGUACACAGCCGAAUCAAAACAAAGAGCAUCAUCGGUGUGCGUCGAGGGAAAAUAAUAAGCGUUUUGCUGCACACGGAGUGGGAAUACAACGCUGAAAAGGAAAGCUGCUGCACACAGCUGUGUCGAGAGAGAGCGAAAGCAAUAGCGGGUCUUUGAACGCUUAGAAAGUACACAUCGCACACGCACACGCACACGCACAGAGCCGCAAGAUGAAGCCGCCAGCGUACAACAACUCCGAGGACCAAGUCCAGCAGAUCUCCCAGGAGCAGGGCGAGCGCAACGUCGCUAUGGCCGUCUGCGUCCAGUUGGCCGGUCGGGCCAUCAUAAGGGUCGUCUCGAGAUGCGAAGAAGCUCAGGACAACUGCCAGCUCGAUCUGUCCGAGUGCCAACUCAUGCAAGUGCCCGAUGCCGUCUAUCAUCUCAUGCGACACACGGAACUCAAGAGCUGCGAUCUCUCGGGUAACGUCAUCACCAAGAUACCCCCGAAAUUCGCCGUCAAAUUCUCGCUCAUCAGUGAAUUGAACCUAAGCCACAACCAAAUGAGCAAACUGCCGGAGGAGCUGUCCGAACUCCAAGCCCUUGAGAGGCUCGACAUUUCACACAACGCCUUCAUCGCCCUGCCUAUGGUCACUUGCCGGAUACCUCAGCUCAAACGCUUACUCGCCAACAACAAUUCUAUAAUAGAGGUGGACGUCGAACUACUGAGGCACGCACCGCAGCUCGAGUUGGUCGACCUAAGAGACAACCCACUACCCUCGCGAACCCACGAUCACCUGCAAAAUCUCUCGAUGCGAUUGAAGAUCGAGUUGUCUCCACGACAGCGCGAGGAAUGGGAGGAUCUCAGCGUUUGAACUACGCGCUACAGCUCGCACCUAAGAUCCUCAUCACAAAAACACACCUACGAUUAUAAUACUCAAGACUUUGCGGAAGACGGUAGUUAAUGUAUACGCUCUAGUAAGGGAGGAGGGACGCGAUCAGUCCCUCCUCGUACAUACAUUUUUUGUCUUUUUGUACAGUAUGAUUUUUAAUUUAUAUAGCGUUUAUUAUUAACGAAAGAGACUGCGCCGCGCAGGCUGUUCGUAUCGCGCGCUGGGGUGUGGUUUGGGCACCGUGCACUGGACAUUUCAGGGAUAUAAUUGCUCCGAAACAAAUUUCCGAGACAAGUGUCAGCUAUACUGUAUAGAAGAAAGAAAGAGAAUUAACCUCAAGAGUAUAUAUAACGCGCGUUGCGAAAAGCGUUAGCGAAGAUCCUCUGAAUACUCGUUACAUCUCCAACAGAGAAAUUCGUUCGACGCGGGUGCGAUAAUGCAUGCGUCGAAUAAGUCCACAUGCUCAAAUAAUAUAAAGAUAUAACUAUCAUUACGUCUAGUAACGUAAAAAUUGUUGCGCUACCUUUGCAUUAUUGUACAAACGACUGCUUCAUAAUUUCGUACUCCGCUGAGUACGGGAUCAAUGAGGCGAGCUUCUGUAGUGAACGUUUAUGAAUUUCAAAGAGAAAAUUAUGCAUUAUUGUGAUAAUAAUACUUGCAUUUCAAUUCGCAUUAUUUUCAAUGUGAAUUGAAUAUACGCAUCGCGCGAAACAUGUAAAAUAUUCAUUGUUAACAAAUACACACACACACACACACACACACAUAUAUAUAUACAUAUAUACAUAUAUACAUAUAUAUUUACUAAAGUUUGUAAUUAAUUUUACUAAUUGUAAAUACGUGAAUCAUAACGAUAUUUUUACAAAUAUUUUCGUAUUCACUUCGCUGCUUUUGAGCUUAUAUAAAACUUCUUAGCUUAUAUAAAAUGGUAGAGAACAAUGAUUUUCGAUUAAAUUGUUCAUUAUCGCACCCAGAAUUGUUCAAUGAUUGAUGUUUCGAUGCCUGCGUACUUAAAAUAUAUUCGGCAACAUACUUUCGACUGGACUCUGAGUCGUGAUAUAUCCAUGACGAAAGACGACAUUGUAAAAAGAACAAAAUUAGCGACAAGUUGUUAACGGUCAAUUUUCUAGACCUUUUCUGUGAUUCAUUCUAUAUGACAAACGUUUGUUUUAUGAGCAAAAACUCGAUAAUACUAUUAAUAAUCUUCAUGCUUUGACAAUCAAAAAAUUGAAUGCAGAAAAUAAAAAGUUUAUACAAUAUUCAUGCGAUAACUUCGAUAAAGAAUGAGUACCUACACACUAAUAAUUUUGGCCGUUAUCAAACUCAUAUUACCAUUCGAUUGAAUCACGAGUAUUUUAAUGUAACACAUUCAAAGCAAAUCGUGAAUGAUAGUUUUUAAGUUAAGAUUUGUUAGUCUUCUUUUUGUAUUUCACAAGAUGCGCUACUGAUUGAUAAUCAUCGCAUAUUGUGUUUGUUUAUUAAAAAUAACAUGACUGCCAAUAAAACUUUAUCACGGUCCGUCCUGCGGCCAUUCGGCCGCCGGUGACUUUGCAGUAACAUACUUAUAUAAAGUUAUUAAUUACCAUGUACAGACAGAUAUAGAUCAGUGUGUGCUACGAGCUAGCGGUACUUUUCGACUUUUCGACAGUGAUGCUACGUGCGCUGACUCUAUUCGAGAAAUCGUAUAAGAAAUUUUCUAUCUAUGUAUUUUUGUGCGUUUACAAUGUAACACACUGUAUUUUCGAUCUAGUCAAUUGUCCACUGGACGUAAUACACUUUAUGAGAACAGAA
Molecule: messenger RNA, 2992 nt
Organism: Nasonia vitripennis (jewel wasp)
Lineage: Eukaryota; Metazoa; Arthropoda; Insecta; Hymenoptera; Pteromalidae
Gene: Sclp
Product: leucine-rich repeat-containing protein 40
Exons: 4
Coding region: 545-1186 (213 amino acids)
Molecular function (GO): protein binding
Source: RefSeq, a predicted model, not a curated record